AUCAUCUACACAGUAGGCCUCGCUCCUAUGCGGGAUUUGAACUGACUGUGACAUAGGCAAGUGAGGCAACCGACUUUCCCCAUCCCGCUCAUACUAGCACUCAAGCAUUCAACUGCCGUCGUAGACGGUAAGCAGCCCAGUCGACGAUGGCGGACGAGGAAGAUGCGCAAUUUGAGGAGCUGCUACACGAGUUUGCGCUCGAGUACCGGAGACGGACGCGGAGUCUCGAGGCGCACAUGGACGCGGCCAAGAGGAAGCUCGAGUCUGAGAUGGGUGGGCUCCGGGAGGCCAUGAACGUGCGGCACAUGCCCGUCUCGUCCCGGCUCAAGGACGAAGCCAAGGCGCUGAGGACGCUUCGGCGGCGGCAGGAGGACCGCAAGCAGCUGCGAAGCCUGAGGGAGAUGGUCGAGGCGCGCGGCUUCGAAACGUGGGAGCAGUACUGCAGGGAAUGGGGCAUGGCAGACAAGGUGCACGAGUCGGAGCCCUUCGAGUCCGUGGAGCAGAUGUUUGCCGCCAUGCACGAUCUGGCCGGCAUCCGUGUGUCCAUCUACUUCCCGACCGACGUGCAAAAGGUGGUGGACUUCCUGCGCGAGCAUUUCCGCAUCGUCGAGGGGCCCAGCCAGAAGGGCGGGCUCGCGCGCGACCUGCAGAAGGUGCGCAGGCUUGUGGAGCGCCAGCGCCAGAUAGACAGCGCGGCGGCCGAGGAAGAGGCGCCGGGCGCGCAAGAGGCCCAAGCCGGUCCGGUUCCGGGUCCGGGCCUCGACCUGACGUUUUCCGGGUACCGGGCCACGCACGUGGUGAUUUGCCACAAGAGUCUCGACUUCGACCAGCACGCGCGCGGCGAGGACGUGGUCAACAUCGAGGUGCAGAUCGGCAGCAUCAUCAUGCACGCCUGGUCCGACAUCGAGCACGACAUCCUGUACAAGCCGUCGGCGACGGGCGAGCCGUCGGCCGACGUGGUGCGCAUGCUGGACCUGAUCAACGGUAUCGUCAUGACGGGCGAGGUGGCGCUGCAGCAGCUGGCGUCGGUGGCGGCCGCCGAGACGGCGCGCCAGGCCGAGGACCGCCGGAAGACGGCGGUCGACUGGCCGUACAUGUUGCCGUGGUUCGACAAGUACUUUGCCGACCGCAACAUCUUCGUGCCGCCGCGCAAGAACCAGUGGAUGACGCCGCAGUACCUGUUCCAGGUGCUGCGGGCCACUGACGAGCACACGUACGGCCGGGUCGAGGAGCUGCUGGACAGCAUGGGCGCCAAGCCCGAGGAGCACCUGUCGGUCUUGCUGCUGCAGCACAUCGGCCGGGACACGUUCCCGUUCCAGGACCUGCCGUCGAGUGGGCUGCCCCUACAGUAUGCCACUACAUGGAACGCCCGCUACUGGGCCACGUGCCUCGUCAACACGUUCAACCUAGCCAGCUUCAUGAAUUCAUUUCCGUCCAUGUACUGGACCAUCACGCAGCGCUGGAAUGACGAGGAGAACAAGCAGGUGUACCCGUACCGCCCGACCUUCGCCGAGUUUCUCGACAUCCUGCACCCGACCAAGCCCCAGCGUAAGAUCGACCGUGAGCCCUGGAUGAUCCUCUUCUGCAAGCGGAUCCUGAGCACGACCUGUAAGGCGCUGGUCUCUUCCUACUCUUCCGCCCUUUCCUUUUCCUAGCUUCAUGGAGUUACUCCGUGCUUACCUAGUGUACCUAC
This is a messenger RNA of Chaetomium strumarium, 1693 nucleotides long. RefSeq lists its product as uncharacterized. The coding region runs from base 147 to 1655 and encodes 502 amino acids. The record is from RefSeq and is a predicted model, not a curated record. Gene Ontology annotation, biological process: guanosine tetraphosphate metabolic process. Lineage: Eukaryota; Fungi; Ascomycota; Sordariomycetes; Sordariales; Chaetomiaceae. The transcript has a single exon.